Sinocyclocheilus rhinocerous is the source of this 1213-nucleotide messenger RNA. RefSeq names its product ras-related protein Rab-39B-like. Gene Ontology annotation, molecular function: GTPase activity; GTP binding. Gene Ontology annotation, biological process: Rab protein signal transduction. The record is from RefSeq and is a predicted model, not a curated record. NCBI's taxonomy places the organism in Eukaryota, Metazoa, Chordata, Actinopteri, Cypriniformes, Cyprinidae. The transcript is spliced from 4 exons. The coding region runs from base 314 to 955 and encodes 213 amino acids.
GGGAUGAGUCAGGCUAUAUGAUGCUUCUGCUGUCGCUUCCAUUUCAUCAGCACAAAACAUCCAAACAUUUCUCCAUCUUCCAAGCGUGAAUCAAAACAUGACAGAUGUAAAUCAUCUUUGACUUUUACGCGACUUUGAUCCAGGCAGGGAUCAUUUCAACAACACGCCGACUCAUCUUUAGCAACAUCUAAGCAAAAUAGACCGCCUACACGGCACAGUUUGCGGUUUCUAAAGAGGCUUCAAUCCUUUAAAGAUUAUGGAAUCUGCCGUUUGGUAGCUUUGAACCGACCAAACAAAAAACACCUGAGUAAACAUGGAGGCAAUUUGGCUUUACCAAUUUCGACUGAUUGUUAUUGGGGACUCCACUGUUGGAAAAUCGUGUUUAAUUAGACGUUUCACAGAAGGCCGCUUCGCACAGGUGUCAGACCCGACGGUAGGGGUGGAUUUUUUCUCCCGCCUGGUGGAGAUCGAACCUGGGAAACGCAUUAAACUGCAGAUUUGGGACACAGCAGGACAGGAACGCUUCAGGUCUAUUACCAGAGCCUAUUAUCGUAACUCAGUGGGAGGUCUGCUGCUCUUCGAUAUAACCAACCGUCGCUCCUUCCAGAACGUUCACGAGUGGCUAGAGGAGGCACGCAGCCACGUGCAGCCCCACAGCAUUGUCUUCUUGCUGGUCGGUCACAAAUGUGAUCUGGAACCACAGCGUCAGGUGAGCCGGCAAGAGGCCGAGAAGCUAGCGGCUGCGUACGGCAUGCGCUACGUGGAGACUUCAGCACGCGACGCCAUAAACGUGGAGAGGGCUUUUACAGAGCUAACACGGGAUAUAUUCGAGCUGGUGAAGAGUGGGGAGAUUACCAUCCAGGAGGGUUGGGAGGGAGUGAAGAGUGGAUUCGUACCAAACGUGGUGCAUUCGUCAGAAGAAGUGACAAAGGGCGAUCGGCGGUGUUUCUGUUGAGUCUGUAAUCGCCACCCUGGUACCUAUCAAACAUUUGGGCGCUGGUGCACAAAAGAAAUGCUUCCUCCAAUCACAGGGUCAGUCUUCAACUCCCUGAUUAUGACAUCACCCCUUUCCUGCCUGCUGAUUGCCUAAACGAGUCCCACCAUACCAUAUUGCUUCACUUUUCUAUACUACUUUGCUCAUUUUCCUAAUCACACAAUCUUGUAAAUAGCCAAAUUGAACUGAUAAGAAUAAAAGCUUAGUAAAAAAAAAAAA